Anoplopoma fimbria (sablefish) is the source of this 2016-nucleotide messenger RNA. Its product is annotated as electrogenic aspartate/glutamate antiporter SLC25A13, mitochondrial. Lineage: Eukaryota; Metazoa; Chordata; Actinopteri; Perciformes; Anoplopomatidae. The coding region runs from base 1 to 2016 and encodes 671 amino acids. Gene Ontology annotation, biological process: L-glutamate transmembrane transport; malate-aspartate shuttle; aspartate transmembrane transport. The transcript has 18 exons. Gene Ontology annotation, molecular function: calcium ion binding; L-aspartate transmembrane transporter activity; L-glutamate transmembrane transporter activity. The record is from RefSeq and is a predicted model, not a curated record.
AUGGCAGCCAAGUCAGUUCUGCCUAGGAGGGCCAACCCAACUGAGUUGAAAGCCAUUUUUGAAAAGUAUGCCAGCGUCAAGAAGAAUGACGAGCGCUUCAUGUCACCACAGGACUUUGUGAGCCGUUUUCUCCAUGCCCACACAGACACACAGCUGUCGGACGAGGCCACGAAGCUGCUGGCUGGAGUGGUGGAUCAGAAGAAAGAUGGGUUGAUAUCCUUUCAGGAGUUUGUCGCGUUCGAGACGGUGCUGUGCGCCCCAGACUCCCUCUUCAUGGUUGCCUUCCUGCUGUUUGAUAAAGCAGGCAGUGGAAUGACCACCUUUGAGGAUGUGAAGCAGGUCUUCAGCCAGACCACCAUCCACCAGCACAUCCCCUUUAGCUGGGACUGUGAGUUCAUACGGCUGCACUUCGGCUCACAGAGGGACAAGCAGCUCAACUACGGAGAGUUCACCCAGUUUCUCCCGGAGAUGCAGCUGGAACAUGCACGGCAGGCUUUUAUCCAGCGGGACCAAGCCCACAGUGGAUCCAUCUCAGCCCUGGACUUCAGGGACAUCAUGGUCACCAUCCGGCCGCACAUGCUCACAUCUUUCGUGGAGGAAUGCCUCGUGGCGGUUGCGGGUGGCAGCACAACUCACCAGGUCAGCUUUUCAUACUUCAACGGCUUCAACUCGCUUCUCAACAACAUGGAGCUGAUAAGAAAGAUCUACAGCACUCUGUCUGGCCACCGCCGAGAUGUGGAAGUCACCAAAGAGGAGUUCAUUGUGGCAGCUCAGAGGUUUGGUCAGGUGACACCCAUGGAGGUCGACAUCCUCUUUCAGCUGGCUGACCUGUCAGAGCCCCGUGGACGUGUUGGUUUAGUGGACAUUGAGCAGAUUGCUCCGCUGGAGGAAGGCGCCCUUCCCUACAACUUGGCUGAGGUCCAGAGACAGCAGUUGGGCAGUGACGUCUCCCGCCCCGUCCUCGUCCAGGUGGCAGAGUCAGCCUACAGGUUCACCCUUGGCUCAGUGGCAGGGGCCGUGGGAGCCACAACAGUGUACCCCAUCGAUCUGGUGAAGACGCGCAUGCAAAACCAGAGGACCACUGGCUCCCUGGUGGGAGAGCUCAUGUACAAGAACAGCUUUGACUGUUUCAAGAAGGUGAUGCGCUACGAGGGUGUUUUUGGCCUUUACAGAGGUCUUGUACCACAGCUACUGGGUGUGGCGCCCGAGAAAGCCAUAAAGCUCACAGUGAAUGAUUUUGUGCGAGGAAAGACCAGACAGAAAGAUGGAAAAGUCCCGUUGCCGGCUGAGAUCCUGGCCGGUGGAUGUGCUGGUGGCUCCCAGGUGAUCUUCACCAACCCUCUGGAGAUUGUAAAGAUCCGUCUGCAGGUGGCAGGAGAGAUCACAACGGGGCCGAGGGUCAGCGCCCUGUCCGUCAUCAGGGACCUAGGCUUCUUUGGACUUUACAAGGGUUCGAAGGCCUGUUUCCUGAGAGACAUCCCCUUUUCAGCCAUCUACUUUCCCUGCUACGCCCACCUCAAGGCUUACUUCAGUGAGGAGGACGGAAGGAUUGGGCCAGCCAAGAUGCUGUUUGCUGGAGCGCUGGCAGGCAUGCCAGCGGCCUCUCUUGUGACCCCAGCUGACGUGAUCAAGACCAGGCUACAGGUGGCAGCACGUGCCGGUCAAACCACCUACAGCGGCCUCGUGGACUGUUUCUGGAAGAUUCUCAGAGAAGAGGGGCCGCGGGCUUUCUGGAAAGGAGCUGGAGCUCGUGUGUUCAGAUCCUCGCCUCAGUUUGGAGUGACCUUGGUGACCUAUGAACUCCUGCAGCGCUGGUUCUAUAUCGACUUUGGAGGACAAAAGCCGGCUGGCUCAGAGCCCACUCCCAAGUCUCGGAUCAGCCUGCCGGCGCCCAACCCCGACCACAUCGGAGGCUUCAGGUUGGCCGUGGCCACGUUCGCUGGCAUUGAGAGCAAGUUUGGUCUCCAUCUCCCACGCUACACAGCAGAGGCCCCCUCCGAUGCGAGAACCCCCUGA